Molecule: messenger RNA, 2535 nt
Organism: Halichondria panicea
Lineage: Eukaryota; Metazoa; Porifera; Demospongiae; Suberitida; Halichondriidae
Exons: 3
Coding region: 517-1587 (356 amino acids)
Source: RefSeq, a predicted model, not a curated record
GGCAAGCGGUUUGUAACAUAAAGAAAUGAUGGCGUUAUGACGUUUGAAUGUUAUAACAUGACGUACGUGACCUUAUAACGUGGCAUACAGCAUGACGUACGUGACCUUAUAACGUGGCGUACAUAACCUUAUAGCAUGACGUACGUGACCUUAUAACCUUUUCAUAUGCACAUGCGCAUAAGCAACCUUGCAUGCCUUAGCUUUCAUAACAAGCUAGCUAGCUAGCUAGAAUGGCUGAGCAGGAUGAAUUGUUUGGAGCAUGGAGUCAAUACUUUAUUGAUGUCAGUAGAUUCCUAGAGAACACAGAACAUCAACAUGAAUAGCGAAUCGAGAAUUUUGUGACUAUGUUUUGUCAAGACUAGAAGUUUGUCUGAGUACUUGCAUGCAACUAUCUGAUCAAAUGCUGCAAGGGGGUUCUGAAGUUGGAGAAGAAGAUGAGCUAGUAAUCAAUCGAAUUUGGCUCAUCUACUAGAGUGCCUGAGAAGUGUACACAGACAGUGGGUGCAAUAUGAAGAGAUGUUGGAUGUAGAAACCAGCAAAUUCCAGUAUCAAGCUGCUAGAAGAAUCUUGGGAAGAGGAAGACCUAAGUUUGAAAUUGAAAAGGAACAACUAGUGUACCUAUCAUCACUAAAUUUUAACUGGACUGAAAUUGCGGCCCUGCUGGGUGUGUCUUGUAUGACCAUAUAUGUAUACAGAAGACGAGUUGAGUUUGAAUUGCUGGAUGACUCUGCAACAACUUUAUCAAAUGAUGAGCUCAACAGAAUUGUCAAGGAAGUUCAUUCAGAAUCCCCGACGUUAAGAGUCAUUAUGAUGGUAUGUGGAAGGCUGAGAAGAAUGGGAUUAAUGUCAAGGGAUAGAGUCCGAUGUUCUCUAAGGUCAUCUGACCCAUUAAGUGCAGCUUCAAGAUUGAUGGGUGGUCUUAGUCGACGACAGCCUUACUCAGUUGCUGGUCCAAACUCCCUCUGGCAUAUUGAUUCACAUCAUAAGCUUAUUAGAUGGAGAAUCGUCACUCGUGGCUGCAUUGACGGCUGCAGUAGGCUGGUGACUUUCUUGAAGUGUUGUGGCAAUAAUAAAUCGUCAACCGUGUACGAAUUAUUUUUGUGUGCAGUUCAAAAGCAUCAGCUGCCAUCUCGUAUAAUUAUAAGAAUGGACCAAGGUGGGGAAAAUGUAUUGGUGGCACGUCACAUGUUAGGACAUGAUAUGAGGAGUGUGAUUGUAGGAGCCUCGGUCCAUAAUCAACGCAUAGAGCGACUAUAUGGAGGGACAUGCACCGCUGUGACUAUUCUCUUUUACAAGCUGUUUUACUUUAUGGAACAAGUGGAUCUAUUAGACUGUUUGAAUGAGACGCAUCUGUAUUCCCUUCAUUAUGUGUUCAUUCCACGUAUUAAUCAGGCACUUGCACUGUUCAUUGGUGGAUGGAACCAUCACUCAAUCCGAACUGCACACCAUAAGUCUCCACACCAGUUGUUUACAACAGGGGCACUACUUUUGCAGCACGACUCGCAGCUUUGGAUUUUUUUGAGAAUGUGGAGGAAGAAUAUGGAAUUGAUAUGGAAGGCCCCAUCCCGUCUCAGGGACGUUCUAUAGUUGUGCCUGAGGUGCCAAUAAGGCUAAGUUCAGAGAAUUUUGCUCUCCUACAGCAAGCUGUUAAUCCGUUAGCACCUUCUGAUGAGUUUGGCAUUGAUUUGUAUGAACAAGUUUUGCAGUUUAUGUCAACGAUUACGGUAUAAAACAUGACCAUGAUGACUCAAUUUUGAUGUUAUUCUUACAUAAUUAUUAUUUUGAUGCAUGCCAUUGUGAUGCUCAGUAAACAAAGCUCAUAAUUAUCAACAUGAAAAAUGAUUAAUGAGAGUAUGCAUGCAGUACAUAGCUAUAAGCCAAAACAAUACUACCUAUAUAAUGAAAGGGAGUUAUUGUUAGAAUUGACGAUAAUCAUAUAAUUAUUAUGAACAUCCAUGAAGGUGAUUGAUUGAAAUGAAGGAUGACACUGAGAGUAAGCUAAGUAUAGCACAGCAAAAACACAUAUGUUAUAUGGGAUGCAUCAUCGUAUUUUAGUGUUAAAAUGACAGAAAUUUAUGUCAUUUCUACAUUAAAAUAAUUUCAAAUGAUGCAUUUUAUUUGAGAUGUUUUAUGUUAUUAUAACAUAAUUAUCUGUUUUUACUGUGUAUAUAGCCAAAACAAUUAUGACGUGAUCAGCACAAAUAAUUAAACUUAAGAAGUUCAAGGUCCAUUCAGGGAAUAGUAACAUAAUGAUAAUGACGAUACUUAAUUAAGAAGUUCAUGGUCCAUUCAGAAAGAAGUUACAAACAGUUCAUUACCCAUGCAACAAAGGUCAUUGUCGUUGAGGAUUGCCAUCCACUUUCCGUGAAAUUCGCUAUAAUUGGCAUACGAGAUUGGUAGCUUUAGCAAAGCAUCACAUGUGUUGUGCGCACAGGGCCUCCUGGCCCACUCAGACGAUUGAAUUGUACGAUGAUACUGCUGACAGACAAUACACUGCUCCCAGUUGUGAAGUGAAGAAAUCGCUGAAGCAGAUUA